Rhizoctonia solani is the source of this 843-nucleotide messenger RNA. RefSeq names its product signal recognition particle receptor subunit beta. Bases 1 to 843 code for a protein of 280 amino acids. NCBI's taxonomy places the organism in Eukaryota, Fungi, Basidiomycota, Agaricomycetes, Cantharellales, Ceratobasidiaceae. The transcript is spliced from 3 exons. The record is from RefSeq and is a predicted model, not a curated record.
AUGGACUCGAGCAAACUUCCCGAACAGGUGCCUCCAACGGCAGAUGCAAUGCCCAUCUCUGAACCGUUCGCUAUCGGUUCGCGGACUACUCUGGUUGCAGUUUCCUUGGUCCUCGCAGUCUUGAUCGCAUUUAUACUCUCGUUCACUCAGCGCAGACCGUCUUCAAAACGUACCUCGGUGCUCAUACUUGGACCUACAGAUGCUGGCAAAACGGCUCUCUACAGCGCGCUCGCGUUCGGACAAGCACUCCCUACACAUUCGUCAAUCCAAUCCAACUCGGCACUAUACACCACGUCUCAUGGCCGAACUCUGCGCUUGGUUGAUAUUCCGGGCCAUCCCAGGUUGAGGGACCAAUUUACAGACCACUUGGAGGACACGGCCGCUGUAGUUUUCGUUGUCGAUUCAGCGAGUGUUGCAAGAAACGGAACAGCCGUUGCAGAGUCAACACUUGCACUCCGUGCUACGCGCCCUCUCGUCACUACCUGCAAGUCAACAAGUCCCCCCAUUGCUCAUUCAUGCACACAAAUCCGACCUGGUGCAGAAGCAACAAGCGAUCCAACGUGUUACCGCUGUUCUCGACGCGAACUCGAAAAGAGACGCUCGGCACAGGCUGGAGGAGUUGGCGUUGAAGGAUUGGGCGAAACCGAGGGUGGUGAGGGAGAGAGCGGACUCGAGUGCACUGGCGGAAUCUUCCGGUUCGCGCAGUGGGAGGCUGGCGAUAUUACUUUUGGCGAAGGCUGGGUCAAAGUUGCUCGCGAGGACCUUGAAAAAUCCGAUAAUGAAAAAGAAAGUGCGACAGAGGAUGGGUUGGACUCGCUCCGUGAAUGGCUCGAGUCUUUGUAG